Tinamus guttatus (white-throated tinamou) is the source of this 2778-nucleotide messenger RNA. RefSeq names its product G protein-coupled receptor class C group 6 member A (gene GPRC6A). The record is from RefSeq and is a predicted model, not a curated record. Gene Ontology annotation, molecular function: G protein-coupled receptor activity. NCBI's taxonomy places the organism in Eukaryota, Metazoa, Chordata, Aves, Tinamiformes, Tinamidae. Gene Ontology annotation, biological process: G protein-coupled receptor signaling pathway. Gene Ontology annotation, cellular component: plasma membrane.
AUGGCAUUAGUUCGCUUGUUGAUUCCCUGCCUUGUGAUCAGCACUGAUGUUGUCUACUCCUGCCAGAAUACAGAGGACUUUGUGGGUGCCAGUUCUCCAGGAGACAUCAUCAUUGGAGGCUUGUUUGCCAUUCAUAGCGAAAUGCUGCAUCCAGAAGAACAUCCCAUCAAGCCAGUAAUUCAGAAUUGUGCGAGCUUUGAAAUUCAAGUUUUUCUUCAGACACUUGCAAUGAUACAUGCUAUUGAAAUGAUCAACAAUUCUACCUUGUUACAUGGAGUUACUCUGGGCUAUGAAAUCUAUGAUAGUUGUGCAGAAGUUACAAAAGCCAUGGCAUCUGCUCUGAGGUUCCUGUCUAAAUUCAAUUCUUCUAAGGAUAUUGUAGAAUUCAAGUGUAACUAUUCAGACUACAUUCCGAGAAUUAAGGCAGUCAUUGGAGCCAGCUACUCUGAGGUGUCAAUGGCAGUUUCAAGGCUAUUGGCUUUGCAACUAAUUCCACAGGUCAGUCCUGCAUCAUCUGCUGAAAUCCUCAGUGACAAAAUCAGGUUUCCUUCCUUCCUAAGGACUAUCCCCAGUGAUUUCUAUCAAACUAGAGCAAUGGCCCGCUUAAUCUGUGAGUCUGGGUGGAACUGGAUUGGAGUGAUAGCCACUGAUGAUGACAACGGGCGUCUUGCUCUGGAGAGCUUUGGGGUCCAGGCCAUGGGAAACAACGUUUGCAUAGCUUUUAAAGAAAUGCUGCCUGCCUAUCUCUCUGACAACACUUUUAAUGCCAAAGUUGAUCGAGCAAUUGAGAAGAUUGUCAAGGAAAGCAGAGUAAAUGUUAUUGUUCUCUUUAUGAGACAAUUCCAUGUGCUCAAACUAUUUAAAAAGGCAAUUGAGAAGAAUGUAAAUAAAAUUUGGAUUGCAAGUGAUAAUUGGUCAACUGCAGUCAAAAUCAGUACAAUUCCCAAUAUCAAACAGCUGGGAAUUGUUGUGGGGUUUGGAUUUAAAAGUGGAAACAUAUCCACAUUUCAUGACUUUCUGAGAACUCUUCGUGAAAAGCCCACCGAAAACAAUAAAUUUUUACGUGAAUAUAUUAUGCUUUUGUCACUUUGUGCACAGCUGGAUUACCACGAUUUUCAAAUGUGCAUUUCAAAUCAAUCCCAAGAGAAUCUGAUGCAAAAUGCUGAGAAUAGACAUCAGAUCUGGAGAGACAAUUUUUUGAUUGCCAGCAUUGAACCAGGAUUUAUCCACAGUACUAUACUUGCAGUCCAUGCCAUUGCUCAUGCCAUUAAGGAGCAAUGCGAACACAGAAACUGCAAGGAUCCUUCUGCUUUCACUCCCUGGGAGCUCCUUGAAGAACUGAAAAAAGUUACAGUCCUUGAUGAUGACAAAGAAAUCAAGUUUGACUCCAAAGGAGAUAUGAGCACUAAUUAUGAUGUUCUUCUUUGGAAAGAAAUUGAUGGCCGCAUGGAAAUCACCACGAUGGCAGAAUACAACACCAAGAAGGAUUGUUUUAUCUUUAAGGAUGAGGAGAAAAAAAUGGAAUUUCUAGAGUUAAAGAAGGUUACCUCAACCUGUUCCCAGCAUUGCAGACCAGGACAGAUGAAAAAGGUUACAGAAAGUCCACACACAUGCUGCUAUGAAUGUGUUCACUGCCCAGAAAACCAUUACAGCAACCAAACAGAUAUGCAUUACUGCUCCCCGUGUAACAACAAGACCUACUGGGCGCCCGUGAACAGCACCACGUGCUACAGAAAGACAGUCCAUUUCCUUGGCUGGACGGACUGGUUUGCUAUUUUCCUCCUCCUCCUCUCUGCUUUUGGGAUUGUGUUGGUUUUGACAAUUAGUGUGAUUUUUACGAAAAAUGUGAAUACACCAGUUGUAAAGGCAUCUGGAGGUUUAAUCGUCUGCUAUAUUAUUCUCUUCAGCCACUUAUUAAUUUUUUUAACCACUGUCUUCUUCAUAGGUGAACCCACAGAAUUCAAAUGUAAAACUAGGCAAGCUGUCUUUGGCAUAAGCUUUACACUCUGCGUUUCAUGUAUUUUAAUAAAGUCACUAAAAAUUUUACUAGCCUUCAGCUUUGAUCCCAACCUACAGAAUUUUCUGAAACGUGUAUAUCAACCUAUUCCCAUUGUGGUCACCUGCACUGGAAUUCAAGUCAUCAUUUGCACUUUCUGGCUAAUAUUUAGGACCCCUUUUGUGAAACCAAAUUUCUCAAUUCCAAGAGCAAUAAUUCUGGAAUGUAAUGAGGGCUCUAUUGUGGCUUUUGGGAUUAUGUUAGGCUAUAUAGCAGUUCUUGCUUUCAUUUGCUUUAUAUUUGCCUUUAAAGGUAGGAAGCUCCCAGAGAACUACAAUGAAGCUAAAUUCAUAACCUUUGGCAUGCUGAUUUACUUUAUUGCAUGGAUUGUGUUUAUCCCUGUCUAUGCAACCACAUUUGGCAAAUACCUUUCAGCAGUGGAGAUCAUUGUUGUUUUAAUAUCCAACUAUGGAAUUCUCUGUUGUACUUUUCUUCCUAAGUGCUAUAUCGUAAUUUGUAAGCAAGAAACAAACACAAAAUCUGCCUUUCUCAAGAUGAUUUACACCUACUCUUCCAAGAGCGCCAGCAGUGUGGCUGUUAGUCAGAUUUCUUUGGAUUCAAAGUCUUCUGGCUCCCGAGCUACCGUCUCAGACUCAUGUAAAUCUGAGAAAACCUCUGCAAAUGGAAACUGCCAUUUUCAAGUCCCUGAGCAGAGACUAAUAAAAGGGAAAGAUCCUCCUGAAAGUACUGCAAGGUCCAGGAAAAGACUGUCCAGCAUAUGA